AUGGGUGAGCAAAAAGUCGAGAAAGCGCACGGGAAGAAAAGAAAGAAAAAUUUUGGAGCGCUUGAUUCAAAUGGAACAAUUGAAAAUGGCACUUCGGAUGAACAGAAAACGGCAAUUUCCCGGGAAAAACCGAGAGCUUUUGAUGAAUUUGAUUCCAGUGAUGAGGAGGAUUUGCGAAAUACAAUCGGAAACAUACCGGUUGAAUGGUAUGAUGAAGAGGAGCACAUCGGCUACGACAAAGAAGGGAAUAAGAUCGGAAAAGCCAAGAAAAGUGGUGAAAUCGACACUUUUCUGGAGAAAAUGGAAGAUCCAGAUUAUUGGAAGAAAGUAUUCGAUCGACAAACUGGACAAAAUGUGACACUUACUCAAGAACAGAUUGACAAAAUCCAUGCUUUUGCUGUCGGUAAAUACCCGAGCAUUGGCUACAACCCAUAUCAACCAUUUGUGGACUUUUAUACUUCGGAAGCGACUAUUCAUCCAAUUGAUAAUAGACCGGCUUCGAAGAGCCAAUUUGUUCCAUCAAAAGAUGAAAUGAAAAUCGUUUCUCGAAUGGUGCAUGCUAUUAAGAUGGGAUGGCUUAAGCCUAAAGAAAAGAAAGAAAAACCAAAGGUCUACGAUCUUUGGGGUGAAGAAGACGAUAGCAACAAGACAAAGAGCGAGUUGGCUAGAAUACGAAUGCACAUGCCGGCUCCUAAGCUCACUUUGCCGACUCAUGCCGAAUCCUAUAAUCCACCAGAAGAAUAUUUGUUGACUGAGGAGGAAAAGAAAGAAUGGGAAGAGCAAGAUCCUGAAGAACGUCGAGCUAAUUUCGUGCCGCACAAGUUCGAGGCGAUGCGAAAGAUUCCACAAUACGAGAAGUUUGUCCGAGAACGCUUUGAGAGAUGCCUCGAUCUUUAUUUGGCACCUCGUCAAAGGAGAUUGAAGCUGAAUAUCGAGAAUCCGGAGCAAUUGUUACCCGAUCUGCCAAAUCCGAAUGAUCUACGACCUUUCCCGACAACUCUUGCCUUUUACAUGCGUGGGCACCUGGGACAAGUGCGCUCAAUUUCGGUUGAACCAGAGAAGGGAGAACUCGUCGCAUCUGGUGGACAGGAUGGAACUGUUCGCAUUUGGAUGCUUGAUAGUGGACGCUGUAUUAAGACACUUGAUUUCGGAGCACCGAUCCUUAGCGUCGCAUUUUGUCCGACUCCAAACAAGACAUUAUUGGCAGUUUCUUAUGAAGGAAAGCGAGUGGCAUUGGUUAAUACGGAGACUGGAGAUAAAUUAUUAAAUUCUCAAACCACUCAAUUUAUUGAUGAGCUUCCACUCAAUGUUGAAGAGGGCAUUCCGCAAGUUAAAUGGCAAAAGCAAAAGGAUCGAAUUGUUUUGGAAAUGAAUGCUGAUGUGCGUAAAGUUGUCUGGCAUCGGCGUGGCGAUUAUUUGGCUACGGUUGGAAUUUUGGACCAUGCUAGCUCCGUGAUCAUUCAUCAGCUAAGCAAAGCAAAAAGCCAGUGUCCAUUCUCGAAGAAGAAGGGAUUAGUUCAAUCUGUGGCAUUCCACCCUACUCAACCACAAUUCUUUGUGGCUUUGUCGAGACAUGUUCGCGUCUAUGAUCUAGCCAAGUGUCAACUGAUCAAAAAAUGUCUUGCCAACAGUAGUCAUUUGAGCGUGAUGAUAGCCGACAACCAAGGAGAUAAUCUAUUUGUUGGUGGUUUGGAUCGCCGCUUCUCGUGGAUUGACCUGCAACUGUCGAAUAGACCCUGGAAAUCACUUCGGCACCACGGAUCGGCUAUUCGUGGAAUUGCCUACCACAAAAAGUAUCCACUUCUUGCAACUGUGUCUGAUGAUGGAUCAGCUCUCGUCUAUUAUGCUCGAAUUCACACGGAUUCAUUCCGAGAUAACGAACUGGUCCCAGUGAAAAGACUUCGGGGACACACCAAAGUUGGCGACUUGUCGAUGCUGGAUACUGCUUGGCAUCCCACCCAACCAUGGCUGCUCACUGCUGGUGCUGAUGGUACGAUCGGUCUAUGGAGUUAU
This is a messenger RNA of Mesorhabditis belari, 2013 nucleotides long. NCBI's taxonomy places the organism in Eukaryota, Metazoa, Nematoda, Chromadorea, Rhabditida, Rhabditidae. The record is from the annotation of a GenBank genome assembly.